Monoraphidium neglectum is the source of this 669-nucleotide messenger RNA. RefSeq lists its product as hypothetical. NCBI's taxonomy places the organism in Eukaryota, Viridiplantae, Chlorophyta, Chlorophyceae, Sphaeropleales, Selenastraceae. The transcript is spliced from 5 exons. The record is from RefSeq and is a predicted model, not a curated record. Bases 1 to 669 code for a protein of 222 amino acids.
AUGGCGCUGCCGCAGCUCGCUCAGGCCCUGGCUGAAGCAGGGCUCAACAGCUUCCGAUUCGACUUUGCCGGCAACGGGGCCAGCGAGGGCGUCAUGCGGUUCGCAAACUUCCAGGGUGAGGUUUCGGACGUCGCUUGCGCCAAGCGGUUGCUCGAGACUGAGUUUGCUCAGACGGUGGUCGGCCUACUCGGGCACAGCAAGGGCGGGGACACCGUCAUAUUGUAUGCCGCCAAGCAUGGCGACAUCCCCCGCGUGGUCAACGUCGCCGGCAGGUUUGUCAUGAGCGAGGGCCUCGCGGAGCGGUUCGGCGCAGACAUAUUUGAAAGGCUCAAGCAGGGGCCUGUGACGAUCACCGCGGUCCUGGGCAGCGGCGGCGCCAGAAAGGUCAAGUUUGACCUUACAGAUGAGGACGUCCGCGAGCGCGUCUCCGUCGACAUCCCCGCCGCAUGCGCCACGAUAGCCGCGAGGGGCGAGCCGCGCGUGCUGACCGUGCACGGGACGCUGGACCGAGCCAUCAACGUCAAAGACGCCGCGCUCUUUUCGGCCGCGCUGCCAGGAAGUGAUCUGAAGAUCAUAGAGGGCGCAGAUCACAACUUCACGGCCCAGGAACACAGGGAGGCCCUGGUUGAGGCCGCAGUGGGAUUCCUGACGGCGGGUGGCGCGAACUGA